UAGAGUAUUGGACACCUGUGCCUCCAUCAGUCGGUAAUCAACCAGCAAGGCAGUCACCUGUUUUGGAAUUUCUUAUACUAGCCCUACGACGAACCAGAGUCCAAAUGGGGGAUAAAACCCAGGAAUCCUGUUGCCUGCCAUUAAAGGAGGAAUUCCAGCGCUCCAAGUUCUCACUGGACUUCGAGGAUCCUGGCAUCUUUUGCCGCUCCCAGUGGCAAAAGGGCGAUCGGAAUAUAAUCUGGAUCCUGUACCGAUGGUUUCUGGCUGCAUUCUUUGGAACUGGUGUGAUUUGGAGCAUGUUUAAAAUUUUCAACGGUGGUCGUUGGUUCAUUUACCUCACGGAUUGGGGAUUUUCCCUGGAUUUCUUUACGUGCACCUAUGGGGCUGUUGUGGCGACUAUUUACUACAUAAAACCCUCAUAUUUUGCUCCUGGCAGUCGAGCUCUUAAGGUUUACUGGAUCUCUCACUAUACAACGUCUGUCCUAUCCAUGCUGAUUUCUUUGGUAUUCUGGGCAGCUCUGGCCAGUACUAUGCCUGAAGAAGCCACUGACUUGUACAACUUGUGGUCGCAUGCCUUCAAUUCCAUUUGCAUGAUCUUCGACUGCUUCAUGGUGGCCUUUCCAGCUCGCAUCAUGUUCUUUAUUUAUCCCUUCUCGGUGGUUAUUAUAUUCCUGAUACAUUCUUUGAUCUACUACUUCGCGGGGGGUACUGACAUAGAUGGCAAUCGAUUCAUCUAUUUUGCCCUGGACUGGGCCCGUCCCGGAUUGGCCAUUGGAUUUGUGUGUGCUAGCUUGGCCCUCGUCUGUUGCUUUGCUUUUGUGGCCUUCGGCAUCUACAGGGUGCGCAUCUCCAUGGUCAAAUGCUGCACCAAAAAUCAAGUGGAAGAACAACCAGCCCGUGACACAGCUUCCAAACAAUUAGCUUAA
Messenger RNA from Drosophila bipectinata, 926 nucleotides. RefSeq names its product protein rolling stone. Lineage: Eukaryota; Metazoa; Arthropoda; Insecta; Diptera; Drosophilidae. The record is from RefSeq and is a predicted model, not a curated record. Gene Ontology annotation, cellular component: membrane.